AUGAAAAAUGUUGGACAUAAAGCAAGUGAAGACAUAUCGAAAAAUCUAACAACCAUGAAAACAAUUCUUUAUGGUGACGGUGAGAAUGAACCUGUUCCAGAAACGGUUGCGCAAUUGGCCCAAGAAGUUUAUAAUAAUGAUAUUUUACACUUAUUAGUAUUAAAUAUUUGGAGAUUUGAAUUUGAGGCAAAGAAAGAUGUGUCACAAGUUUUUAAUAAUCUUUUAAAAAGACAAAUUGGUUCUUUAACGCCAACUGUUGAUUAUUUAAGAAAUCGAGAAGACAUACUUUUUGUUCUACUUAAAGGAUAUGAAAAUCCAGAAAUAGCUCUUAAUUGUGGAAUGAUUCUUCGAGAAUGUCUCCGACAUGAGUCCUUAACAAAAAUUAUUUUAUAUUCUCCACAAUUUUAUAAUUUCUUUGAGUAUAUAGAAACAAGUACUUUUGAUAUUGCAAGUGAUGCAUUUGCUACAUUCAAGGGAAUAUUAACACAACAUAAACCAUUAGUUGCUGAAUUUUUGGACUCAAAUUAUGAUCAGUUUUUUGACUCUUACACAAAAUUGUUAAAUUCUACAAAUUAUGUGACAAAAAGACAAUCUCUAAAAUUACUUGGUGAAAUUUUGUUGGACCGAUGUAACUUCAAUAUUAUGACACGAUACAUUGCUGUUUCAGAAAAUUUGAAAUUAGUAAUGAAUCUAUUAAGAAAUGCAAGUCGUAAUAUUCAAUUUGAAGCUUUUCAUGUUUUCAAGAAAAUUACUAAUCUUAAAACUGUUCUUUUGUAG
This is a messenger RNA of Entrophospora candida, 777 nucleotides long. Lineage: Eukaryota; Fungi; Glomeromycota; Glomeromycetes; Entrophosporales; Entrophosporaceae. The record is from the annotation of a GenBank genome assembly.